AAAGUCCUCUCUGCCUCUCACACAGACACAGUCAGUACUCUCAGAGUCUGUUUAAAUGUGGACGUCUUCCUCUCAGACUAACCUGUGCAGUGACUUUCUCUGUCUACCAGGCCACCAUGCUUCCCCGUACCCUAUCCUUCCUCCUGCUCUUCAUCUGCCUCUCCUCUGGGAUGUCUGCUUCUCUGGUCAGGAGGACAACCCGUGAAGAGGAUGGCCCUCCUGCUGUUCCAACCACGUUCAGGGUUGACACCUCUGCUGUUGUAGGUGUUCCGUCGGAGGUUGAUACCGUGCCGGCAGGUGGCCCGGUCGUUGAUGAUAUUCCUUCAGCUGAGGCUGUAGCAGAAGCCCUGGUGACACAUGAGCCUGUUGCAGAUGUCGCUGUAGCUGACGAGGUUGUAGCCGAGGAGCCGGUUGAGGACAUCCCAGUUGCUGAACGAGAUGCCCCGUUAGACGCCCUUAUCAUGAGAAAAGAAGAAAAAGCAGCCCUGAUAACAGAAGCAACGAUUAAAGAGUUGUCUGCCCAGGUGGAGAAGGAAGACCUCGCUGAAGAGACAGCGAUUCAAGACGCCAUCUUGAAAGAGUUGGCUGACCAGGAUACCCUUGGGAAGGCAGUGGAGGAGCCCAUUGAAGAGGCAGCAGAGGCAGAUGCUCCAGUGGAGGAUCCAGCCAGCUCUGUGAUACCUGUCUUCGAAGCCCAGGAAGAGGACUCUGGAUGGGGUUUGGCUUCCGUCAGAGAGAGCCUCCAGGCAGCCAACGGAUACUUUGACUCUCUUGUGGAACUGAUGGGGGGACGCAAUGGAGUGUGUCAGUACAAAUGUAAAUACGGUAAAACACCUGUGCAUCGCUAUGGAUACGUGACCCCAGAGCCCAACGGUUGCAGCUCCAACCUCCUAGGAUUCCAGGUACCUGACGGUUUUGACAUUGGCAUCCCAGCCAUGACUCAGUGCUGUAACCAGCUGGACAGUUGUUACGACACCUGUGGCUCCAACAAGUACCGCUGUGACUCCAAGUACCGCUGGUGUCUCCACGCUAUCUGCUCUGACCUGAAGAAAAGCUUGGGGUUCGUGUCAAAGGUCAAAGCCUGUGAGUCUGUAGCAGAUGCUCUGUACAACACAGUGUGGACGCUGGGCUGCAGAUCCUUCAUGAACAGCCAGAGGGAAGCAUGUUACUGUGAGGGUGAGGAGAGGGACGAGCUGUAGAGAAGCCCAGCUGGGACACAACACAACACUACUCAACACGAGAGAAAACUGGGAGGAGAGGGACGAGCUAUAGUGGACAUACAGGACAAUAUCCUCUUGCAAGGAUCAUCAAUGGAAAGGGUGCUUGGAACUCGACGUGGAUUCAUACAGUGGGACUUCACUCCGCACAAAUGAGAAUGUUACUUUAUUAUUAACAUAGAAAAUAUAAUAAUUUUCUAUGACAACAUGAAAACAGACAGAGGCUUUACGCUUGAUGAGGAAAUCCCUAACAAGACUUUAUGACUUUAUGACCUAUGAGUUAAUAAUGGUUAUUAUGUAGAAUAAAAUACUAACAUUACGUCGUGUCACACUGUCUUUAUCUAACUUCUACCUAUUUCUGAAACUGACAGCGGAUAAAUACUCAGAUAUUUAUAUUUCAAAUAUAUUUUCAGGGUAAAGACUAUGACUCCAUUAACAUAUUAUUGUGUUAUUAUUUUAUUAACAUACCUCAAACCCCAAAAAAUCCUGAUACAGAGAAGACCUUUCAGUCAGUAUCAAAUCCCACAUAAGAAUACAAAUGUACCUGCUAACGGGGCGAUUUGAUGUGCACAUUGUACGAAAACAAGCCGGCGUCCCAAACGGCAACCUAUUCCCUACAAAGCGCACACUACUUUUGACCACGGCCCAUGAGGCUCUGGUCGAAAGUAGUGCACUUUGUAGGGAAUAUGGUGUCAUUUGGGACGCACAACCCCCAAAAUAACCUGGUCUAACACAACACAAACAUCAGUUAGUUGGACCUGUGCUGUUACUGACAGGCUACUUCUACAGCGCAGAAAUACGUGUGUUAUGUUGUGAUGUAUGUUAUUAUGUGUGUUGUGAUGUGUGUUGUGAUGUGUGUUAUUAUGCGUGUUGCUGUCCAUUGACUGAUGGGGAUAUCAGGCUUUUUUGUUACUUUUCUAUGAAUAAAUGAAUAACUAAUUAUACCA
Molecule: messenger RNA, 2164 nt
Organism: Salvelinus namaycush (lake trout)
Lineage: Eukaryota; Metazoa; Chordata; Actinopteri; Salmoniformes; Salmonidae
Exons: 4
Coding region: 117-1199 (360 amino acids)
Biological process (GO): triglyceride homeostasis; cholesterol homeostasis; phospholipid metabolic process
Cellular component (GO): extracellular region
Molecular function (GO): calcium ion binding; A2-type glycerophospholipase activity
Source: RefSeq, a predicted model, not a curated record